This is a messenger RNA of Ochlerotatus camptorhynchus, 1873 nucleotides long. Its product is annotated as protein CNPPD1. NCBI's taxonomy places the organism in Eukaryota, Metazoa, Arthropoda, Insecta, Diptera, Culicidae. The transcript is spliced from 4 exons. The record is from RefSeq and is a predicted model, not a curated record. Gene Ontology annotation, molecular function: protein kinase binding; cyclin-dependent protein serine/threonine kinase regulator activity. Gene Ontology annotation, biological process: regulation of cyclin-dependent protein serine/threonine kinase activity. Gene Ontology annotation, cellular component: cyclin-dependent protein kinase holoenzyme complex; nucleus. Bases 155 to 1465 code for a protein of 436 amino acids.
CGCAAAAACACGGCCUGGUGAUUUCGGUGGCGUGUUCUGUGAUUUCUUUUCGUAAAUUUUACUUGUUUUCCGCGGAGAAAUCGUGAUUUUCAUACGUGCAAACACUUCCUCGUGAUCGGCCAGUGAUGAUCGCACAGUGACACAGGCGUGAAAAAUGAUUGAACACGAGCAACCAGCUAUUAAUAUCACCGACAAUAAGGUGAUAGAUCAUGAGGAAUUCCUCAACCGCAUCAAGAAAACGCUUUACUAUGGAUCACCGACGGUAAAGUGCACGAAGAUUAGCCGUCCCCUGGCUGACUAUGCGGCGGACAUCUUCUCCGAAUCGCACCGGGGCCACUCGCUCAGCCGAUUGAACUUUGUCACCGUUGGCAAUCUGACGGUCACACCUUGCUCCCUCAUUCUGGCGAUGAUCUAUCUGGACCGGCUGAAUGUUGUUGAUCCUGCUUACGCCCGUCGCAUUACGCCAUCGGAACUAUUUAUAGUGUCAAUGAUGGUUUCGACCAAGUUCUACUGUGGCUACGACGAGGACAUCUAUCUAAGUGCCUGGGCCGAGUCCGGAAAUAUAUCGGUUGAUCACAUGAAAGAGCUGGAGCUUGAAUUUCUUGAUGCAAUAGGUUGGAGCGUGUACGUAUCGAACCACGAGUUCUUCGAAAAGCUCAAAUCGGUAGAGAAGGUACUGGCCAAGCGGCAAGGUUUGGCACGCGGUUGGCUAACCUACACCGAGUUGAUAAACUUCCUUCCGACGAUGACACUGGCAAAGCAGAUUCUCAACUAUAGCACAGUAAUUGCGUUCAGCUACACCGCCAGCGUUAUGACCAUUGCAGGGGCCUUCUUCAUAGCUAGCAACAUUAAUGUACCUGGAAAUCUCUUGUUCCGUGGGACCGCCGCCACCACCCAGCCCACACAGAGCACCGCUACUGCAAGCAUCGACACUGCGUUGCCCACCACUGGUGUUAGCAAACCGUCCACACCGAAGCAACAGCACAACUGCUCCAGCGGAUGCCCGGUACCGGUUUCAGAUCCCUCGAUAGAACAAUCUCUCUUACUAGACUGCGAAUGCUCCUUGCAAAUGGCAAUCGAAAGCGUUCAACUGCUCAACCGUGCUGCAUACUUCAACGGUUCAACUUCAAACUAUAAGGCUGACUUCCAACAUCUUCCAGUGGCGCAAUUGGCACCGACCGCACGCAACUACGGGCCCACUAUCAGCUGGAAGAACUUCCGAUUCAUCUAUCCGUUGCCCAUCAGUGCUGAAGAGGACGACGAUGGAAACGAGACUGACAUGCUUUCGAUUGGCACCGAACCCGACAACCGAAACUGCACCUACGGCGAAUUCAUUCCACUUUUUACUUACGGCACAAGGCCUCAGUGUUAUCUGAAGGAACACGGACAGCAACCGGCAAGUCGUGUCUACGAGAGCUACAAACGAACUUUCGAAAUGUUUAGUUCUUUUUUGAAAUUUUUGUGAAGUUCGAAAAUUUGUCCGUCGAAAAAGAGCUAACAUUUUUUUUUUACCAUCAUAUUUUUUUUGUAAUCCACUCUUUUUAUGAUAUGUUUUAAUUAACAUCUCCAUUAAGAAUUAAUUUACUAACCCACAAAAAAGCUGCGAAAAGUAGGUAGGCUUAAAACGAAAACGAUAAAAAAACAAGCACGGAAUCUUUUUUUUAUUCUGGCCGCAAGUAUUUAAAUGCUAACAAAAGUACCUUUCAACAAGAAUUCCACUUCAACGAAUUUAGGUCCAAUGGUUCUGAAUUGAAGCUAAUUUGCAAUUUCGUAUUAACUGGUUUGAAAUUAAAAUACAUAGAAUAAUUUGUCAAUAUUAACAGCACCGUAAAUUAUUGUUUAUUUAAAAAUUCAAAAAGUAUCAAUAAAAUUA